AUGGCACUUGCUCCUCAAGGAAGCAAUGCGACGUUGAAGGCCAAACUUUCUACUGAUGCCCACCUCACCGCAGGUGAUUGGAAGGAAGCUGCAAGAGCGGGAACCCUGCAGGUCGGAGAAGCGACGGUUGCAGAGAAUGUAGAGUUCCUCUCCAAGACACUUUCGAGGUUCAGAAGCUUUGCGCUCACUGCGCAGCAAAGUGUCGAAGAGCGCCAUGCAAACGAGGCACAGCGCCUUCAGGAGGCUGUCGCACAAGCGAAGGAUCCGAAAGUCAAGACAGCCUUGCAGCAGAGCGUCACCUCGAACAAAGAAGCGUUAGACGAGACAAAGAGCAUCUACAGCAACAUUGUCACGUUUUCUGACAGCAUGCUCUCCCUCCUCAAGAAGACCUCGUCGUCAGGCAACUGCGAUCAGCUCAUCUGUGGACUCCACGCAUCCUGCGCAGAGACGCUGAGUGGCGCCAGCUGUGUGUGUGAUGAAGGAUACAUCGGCCAGGGCAAGGACUGCAAACCGCCUGCAGCAUUUGCACCCCAUCUUCUGUUGGGGGAGAAUGCAGUCCAUGCCAGUGACAUCCAUGUCACCGCCUUUGAUGGAAACAAAAUCGCAGUGGUUUUCCGUGACGAGAACAAGGGCAACGCUGGAGCUUUGGUCGUCGGGACGGUGGAGGAGGCCGGCUCGGUCGAGCUGUCUCCCCUCGAGCUCUUCACUGCACCGGGCGCAGCAGCGUUUUCGCCAGUCGUGGCUGGAAGUGACGGCCAAAGCCUGGCUAUCGCAUGGCGGGACAAUGCGAAAUCAGGAACAUGCAGGCUCCGAGCUGCGAAGCUUGGUGCAUCGGGCAUCCGCGGUGCUGAAAUGGCACUGACCUGGGGGCCUGCCAUGGACUUCUGCAAUGGCCAGGCUCACAAGAUGUCCAUCCAAGCAUUUGACAAGAAUCGCUUCGUUGUCCUUUAUUCAGACAAGGCCCGGGGGCCUGACCCCACGCGCACAGAGUCCUUCGGAAACUCCAUCUUGGCUGAUGUUGGAGAAGCGGGCAACGUCUCCGUGUUAGGCAACUUCAGAUUCACCGACAGUGCCGUCGCACGUCUGGAGGCUGCGAAAGUGAGCAAGAACGGCUUCGUCCUGGCUGCUCGAGCCUCCCCUGCCAUCGACGAGAUGAGCCCUCAGCCUGUCAAGCAGGAGGCAAUGGCCAUGUAUGGGGAGCUCGUCGGCGAAGACCUUGUCUUCGACCCAAACCCGGUGAACCUGGAGCCGACAGAGGGUCAGAUCUGGGCCAGGGGGAUUUCCCUGAUUGCACCCAACACCCUUGCCUACGCUUACCAGGAUGGGAAGAAUCAGCAGCUCAAGAUCGCUGUGCUGAACAUCCAUCCACAGACUCAUCGUAUGCAGGUGGCCCAAGCGCCUGUGUCUCUGGGAAAAGGCUUUUCGCCUUACGUGUCCAUGCUGUCGCUGCCAUACUCGGCGUCUGAUCCUUACGCGAUGACCUACUUCCAGGGUGAAGAUGGCGCCAGUGUGCUCAACAUUUGCGGUCUGAAUGCAGAGCAGAAGCUGCAGAAUUGCGAGGACUUCCCGUGGUUAACCCAGAAAGUAUCCACGGUUUCCGGUGCUUCCCUUGGGGAAGGCCGAGUCGUCAUGGCCUUUGCAACUCCGUCUGGGGUUCCGUACUACAGCCUCGUGGGCUUGUCGAAGAAAUGA
Molecule: messenger RNA, 1692 nt
Organism: Symbiodinium sp. CCMP2592
Lineage: Eukaryota; Dinophyceae; Suessiales; Symbiodiniaceae
Source: the annotation of a GenBank genome assembly